Molecule: messenger RNA, 675 nt
Organism: Arachis duranensis
Lineage: Eukaryota; Viridiplantae; Streptophyta; Magnoliopsida; Fabales; Fabaceae
Product: PRA1 family protein B3
Exons: 1
Biological process (GO): vesicle-mediated transport
Cellular component (GO): Golgi apparatus; endoplasmic reticulum
Source: RefSeq, a predicted model, not a curated record
CACGUCUUAAAGCCCAAAAGCCCAAAACCAGAGAGUUUUCGUUAUCGCUAACUUCCUAAGUUCCUAUAGAGUCUCCAAUUGCCUCGCGCAUCUUCUCACUCUCACGCGCGGGCGUUCGGAGAUUCACGCGCCACCAUGUCUGCCCCACCGACACUCCCCCAAUCCACCAACACAGCCGCCGCAGGCUCUGCAUCUCAGCCUCCCAUAGCCACGCCUGCUUUUCGCUCCUUCAUCUCCCGCCUGUCAUCCUCUCUCCGCCAAGGCUUCUCCCAGCGCCGUCCGUGGACGGAGCUCGCCGAUCGAUCCUCCUUCUCGAAACCGGAAUCCCUAACUGAAGCGUACUCAAGGAUCCGCAAGAACUUCAACUACUUCCGCGUUAACUAUGUAACCCUAAUCGUGUUCGCGGUCGCGGUUUCGCUCAUCACGCAUCCGUUUUCGCUUCUCGUCCUCCUCGGACUCCUCGCGUCGUGGUGCUUCCUUUACCUCUUCCGCCCUGCAGACCAGCCGGUAAUUUUCUAUGGCCGCACCUUCAACGACAAGGAAACCCUAGGACUCCUCACCGCGCUCACCAUCUUCGUCGUGUUCCUCACCAGCGUCGGGUCGCUCUUGAUCUCGGCGUCGAUGGUCGGAUUGGCCAUCGUGUGUGCUCACGGCGCGUUUAGAAUGCCGGAAGAU